AUGAAAUACGGAUACUUGAUUCAAGAAAAUCCACAAGUAACACGUCUUAUAAAACCACAAAUAUUUCUUCAAGUAGCAUUAUCACCUAUACAAACUUCAUGUUUCAUAAUUAUAGGUAACCGAGAUGAAAUAUUAAAAUUUCUUGAAACACAUUCUAAAGUUCCAAUCAUUAUUACCACCACUACCACUACUGAUAAAAAUAUUUCUCAAGUGGGAAUUGAAAUUUCUAUUUCACCUUAUAAUAAAAAACCUAUUGGACCUACAGCAUUAGGCACAAGUACAUCAUUUAAUUGGAUAAAAGUUUUACUCCCUAAUACUAAAUGGUGCUUAGAAAUUAGAUAUGAUGAAUCAACUUUACAAUUUCCAAGAGAAUAUGAUAAUUAUGAGAAUGACCAAUUUGAAGAAGAAAUAAUAAAUGGUGACGAGAAAAGUGAUGAAAUGAUGAUUUGGGCGGAAAAUGUAAAGAUUUGGUAUUUUAAUUUAGGAAUUACAUUAGGAGAAGUUAAAGAAGUCAUAGAAAAGGAAAGUUGGUUUUGGUGA
Messenger RNA from Diversispora eburnea, 540 nucleotides. NCBI's taxonomy places the organism in Eukaryota, Fungi, Glomeromycota, Glomeromycetes, Diversisporales, Diversisporaceae. The record is from the annotation of a GenBank genome assembly.